UCUAGAUUCUAGAUCUAGAUUCUAGAUCUACUUAAUAGAUAUAAAUAAUGAAAAGAUUGUUAAUGGUUAUUGAAAAAUAUAAAGACAAUGAAACAAAGGAUGCAGCAGCUAAGUGUGCUAAAAAAAUUAUUUCCAAGAUAUCAGCUGAAGAUGCACAAAUCAGAAUAAUAUCAACUGGACCACUUUUGGAGCAGCCUAUUACAGUUAUACACCAAAGUGAAUGGAUAUCUUUGGAUGAAGCACACAGAUUGUUGGACUUGAAUUUAGGAAAUGAAGAAAGAAUUUCCUCUCCAAUGGGCAAAUCAUCUGACUUGGCCAUUAUGCUUCAUGAAGCUGCCGACACAUUGCCAUAUCUAGGAUACAGCCUGGACCUGAUUUUUAUCAUGGGCUGUUUAGACAACUGCAACUUAACCACAUCUACAAGUUUUAUACCCAUAGCAGGAGCAUUAAAACGUCUUAUUGAAUGGCAUAAUGGACAUGCAGUUUUUGUCAAGUUGAAGCCAGAGCUUUCUGCUAUAGGGAAACAGUUAGCUGAGUUUGGCCAUUGUCAAAUAGUCGACAGUUGUGAAGAGUUGGUCCUUAAAGACAUUAGGUGGACUGGGAAAAUUUCUAUGAAUGAACCUGUGGAAAACACAACUCAUGUUUUUUCUGGUUACUUCCUGCACUGUGAUGAUUGGGACACAUUUUUCCUGCAUAAGCUCCCACCCAUCAAGAUGGAAAAUAACAAAAGAAGCAGAAAUACAAAAAAACAUGGAGAGUUAUCUCAGCCUGAACUCAAACAGCCCUUGCUGGGCAGAACUAUUGAAGUUUUGCAAGAGGUUGAUCUUAGAACAUUUCCACUUUUCUUGGUGGAUUCCUGGACUUUGCAAUUGGGUGUAAGGGAUGAUUCUUCAAAAGAUCUUUUUGAUUAUAUACAAAAUAUGGAACAGACUGGUCUCUUGGUACGCCUCAGGGUAUAUCCUGAUGGUAACAAUAUUUUAACUUGCGGAGAGUUGUUUAACAUGAACACUAGAGCAUGGAAAGAGAGGAUUAUUGCAAAUUACCAGGAUGUGUCAGAACCUGAAGAAAUUCCAUUGGCACAUGGAGUCAAGUUUAUAUAUUUUUUGUUGCUCCCAAACCAUGAACCAUCCACUAGUAUACCAACCUAUGUGCUUGCUAAGUCUGUGUUGUCCCCACAUGAAGUAAACAGAAAUCUACACACUAUCCUAGAGGAUCAUAUGAAAAUAGGGACAUCAAACAGUACUUUGUCACAGCUAAACCCAAACAGCAGCUUUUUGUCUGAUACCCCAGUCAUGGAACAGAGAGAAAAAUUAACAACCAUGUUGAACUUGCUGCAGAGAAGUCAGGAGUUGCUUAAAGAUACUGAAGAGCUAGCCAUUGCUGAAAGAACACAAGUGCUGGAGACUGUGGCAAAAGUACAAGAUAAUAUAUUGACUGCUGCUUUCAGUAACUGUCGCACACUUAAAGACUACAUGACAGAUAACACCCGCCCAAAAUCAACACAGUACAUUCACUGGAUCCCAGAAUCACACCUAGAUAGUUCAAAAUUUCCUGAAAAGUUAACUUUACAAGCAAAAGAUUCAACAAGGAAGUCACUGCACAGUUAUCCCUCCAUGGACAGUGUGGUCUCCUCUCCCUUGUCUUUGGCUGAUUUGGAAAAGAAAAAAAAUUCAACAGACUUUGAUAUUAAUGAUGUGCUGCAGAUUUUUAAACCUGAUGGAAGUCACAUAACUCUACCAAAAACUCCUGUUAAACUUAAAGGACGAGGCCUGUGUCGUGUAGAAAGUCAGCAAGAUAUAAAUGUUAAUUGGCCAGACAGUCAACAGAUUAGAUAUCAUGAUAUUUACUACUAUACAGAUGAAAAUGAUCUACACCUUGAAAAAAUACACACAAAGAUUCGUGACCAAGGAAACUUCCAAGACACCUGUUGUUCUUUUUUGUCUCCAAUAAAAAAGAGGCAGAAACCCCGGCUAUCACCUGUUAGGUCAUCACCCAGAAGAGCAACAGUAAUGCAGCGGUUGAUGUCCAGGGAAAAGUUUAACAACUUAAAUGGUAAAUCCCACCAAUCAAGUUCAUCUGAUAACUCAUUCAAAAAACCAUCUUCAGGGCGACUAAGUAGUCCUUUAAAAACAUCAACCCAGAUCAUUCCAACCUCGUGCUCCUCAUGUGAAACUACAAGUCGCAAAAGAAAGAGAUCUUCAAACCCCAUCCAAAUACCACCAGAGCCCACAAGAAAAAGUCCAAGAAAGCGUCUAUCUUGCCUCUUUACACAUGAGGUUAUAUCUAAGGCUGAGCCUACCAGUCUGAAGAGAGAAAAUUUAAAUCAAAAUACGCCAGGAUCAUCUAAGUUGGAUUCUUCUAAAAGUCUAAAGAAAAAUGUAUUUGCCACCUCUUGUGAAUUAGGCAAAUCAGAUGCAUCAGUUCCUGUACCCUGGGCUCUUACCUCGCUAGACCCUCCAGUCAGGAGAUCACCUAGAAAAUCUACACAAUCAGCUGCUGGAACAUUUCCACUUAAUUUUAGCAAAUUAAACAAUAGUUCUUCAAGUGAAAUAGACUUGAUGAAAAAUUUCCCAACUAAAGAAACUCCAAAAUGUAAUCAGGAAAGUUCUUCUGAGAAACAAAAGUCUGAAAAGUUAAAAAGAUCAGAAAGGCAUAAAAUGAAACUUAAAAAGAUUAUAGAGAAUGUAUUGGCAGAAAAGAAUGUGAAGCCAUGUGAUACAAUUUAUGCAGCCUGCUGUAGAAACUUAUUCAAUGUCAGUAUGGUACUGCUAAAGACACUGACCACAUCUCACAACCUCACAGAAGAAAUGAAGACAGUUGUUCAUACCCAAGUCACACAGAUAAUCAACCUUGAGAAACGAAGGUGCGGAAUAACAGUUUAAUACCAAUUAAUAACUCAAGGACAAGAGAUAUUCAUAACAUUUUAUAUUUAUUUUCAAUUGUACAGUCAUUCAACCAAAUAUGAAAUGUAUAUGACAAUUCACUAAAACAAUUUUUAUUUGGUCUUUACAAACAUUCAUUAAAUAUCAAAUUACAGGACUGACUGAGUCUU
Molecule: messenger RNA, 3052 nt
Organism: Physella acuta
Lineage: Eukaryota; Metazoa; Mollusca; Gastropoda; Physidae
Biological process (GO): protein localization to kinetochore; regulation of protein ubiquitination; traversing start control point of mitotic cell cycle
Cellular component (GO): kinetochore
Source: RefSeq, a predicted model, not a curated record